GAGCAUCCAUCCCUGAGCGUCCCAGCGCGGCCGGGACACCGCGGCUCGGGCCGAGCCUUCCCCCGUGCGGAGCAUGAGCCGAGCGGGCAGCGGCAGCAGCCCCGGGGCCCGAGGGGCAGCGCUGGCGCUCUGGGCGCUCUGGGCGCUCUGGGCGCUGCCCGCCGCCGUGUCCGGCUGUAGCUGCGCGCCCGCGCACCCGCAGCAGCUGCUCUGCGAUGCUGCGCUCGUGAUCCGAGCAAAAAUCUCCAGUGAAAAGGUGGUUCCUGCCAGCGAUGAUCCCCUCGAUAGCCACAAAAUGAUCCGGUAUGAAAUCAAACAAAUAAAGAUGUUUAAAGGAUUUGAAAAGCUCAAGGAUGUCCAGUAUGUCUACACCCCCUUUGAUUCAUCACUCUGUGGAGUGAAACUAGAAGCCAACAACAAAAAACAGUAUCUUCUAACAGGCCAAAUUUUAAGUGAUGGCAAAGUGCUGAUCCACUUGUGCAACUACAUUGAGCCGUGGGAUGAUUUAUCCUUGUCUCAGAAAAAGAGCCUGAACCAGAGGUACCAGAUGGGCUGUGGCUGCAAGAUCACCACGUGCUACUCGGUGCCCUGCUCCAUCACGGCGCCCAACGAGUGCCUGUGGACGGACUGGCUGCUGGAGCGGCGGCUGCAGGGCCACCAGGCGCGCCACUACGCCUGCAUCCGCCGCAGCGAUGGCACCUGCAGCUGGUACCGGGGCGGGCCACCCCCAGAGAAGGAGUUCAUGGACAUCAGCGAGCCCUGAGCGCCCAACGUUCCCUA
Agelaius phoeniceus (red-winged blackbird) is the source of this 780-nucleotide messenger RNA. RefSeq names its product TIMP metallopeptidase inhibitor 4 (gene TIMP4). Gene Ontology annotation, molecular function: metalloendopeptidase inhibitor activity; protease binding. NCBI's taxonomy places the organism in Eukaryota, Metazoa, Chordata, Aves, Passeriformes, Icteridae. Gene Ontology annotation, cellular component: extracellular matrix. Gene Ontology annotation, biological process: negative regulation of membrane protein ectodomain proteolysis; negative regulation of endopeptidase activity; response to cytokine. The record is from RefSeq and is a predicted model, not a curated record.